CCACCUAAACCAAAGAGACGGUGGUGGACAAGGCUGCCUGCCACCGUGCCAACCUCCUCCUCCUCCUCCUCCUCCUUCGUCUGCCAGACCAGUCGCAGCAGAUGGCAUAUCGUCCUGCCGUUCUUCCUCCCCCUUUCCCCACCUAAACGACCUGCCCUGUCUCAUACGUCUCGACAUCCCCUCCCCAUCUGCCAACCCCCUCUUCUUCGUUCUUGCUUGCUGCUCUCUCGUUUCCUCGCUCACCAUUUAGCAUGCAUAUGUAGAGAUACAUACACCUACACGAGAGAGGAGGAGAGGCAAAGAAGAAGAAGAAGAAGAAGAAGAUGGCGUUCUUCUGCUUUCUGGUGGACCAGCGGCGGACGGUGAGGAGCAGCAAGCCGGCGGCCGGGAUCUGCUCGCGCUGCGGUGGGUGCGCCAGCGCCGCCGACAUAGUGACCCUCACGCGGUUCUGCUACGUCCCCGUUCAUCGUAAGACCUGGCGGGCCAUCAUCUGCACCUUCUGCGGCGCCUUCCUCAAGUCCUACCACCGGUAGAUGCAUGCAGACGAUACCUGCAGAUCGAAACGUUCGCGUAUGCAAAGCAUCAUUUACAUGUACGAUGGAAUGGAUAUAUCUUGUGAGUUAGUUCGAUUUGACGCUCGUGGAUUUUUCUUCCCCUAACGAUCGAUCUAAUCGAAGAAUCGAUCAUUUAAUUUUCUUCUGGAAUAAAGCGCAUAGCCAUUAUUAUU
Musa acuminata AAA Group (dessert banana) is the source of this 727-nucleotide messenger RNA. RefSeq lists its product as uncharacterized. The record is from RefSeq and is a predicted model, not a curated record. Bases 324 to 533 code for a protein of 69 amino acids. NCBI's taxonomy places the organism in Eukaryota, Viridiplantae, Streptophyta, Magnoliopsida, Zingiberales, Musaceae. The transcript has a single exon.